GCCACCACCAAAUUCCACCCAAAAAUCACUAGCCUCUAUGGCGAACUUUUGACUUCAUAUACCUGAGCGAGAGUGGCAAGAAUAACCACCAGAGUGGCGUUAUCCUCUCAAUCUUGCCAAGAAAUUCCACCCUUUUGGACUGCAAAUUGUCGCUCUCUAAAUGAUGGAGCUACCCCCGCCUAUGACGAAACUACGUGUCGUUUAUGGGGAGUUGACGUUCCACCAAUACGAAUCGACGAGUAGUUUCGUGAGCUUGGCUGCCUCCUCUUCUUUAAAGGAAAGUAGAAUUAGAAGGGUUCAGCGUUUUAGAGAGCCAGAGAGAGAGCAAUGGAUCAAUCAUUCAGUGGAGGAGGGAGCUGGACAGUGAUCCCAAGCGUUCCGACACACAGUGGCUCGCCUGCACACUCAAAUCAAGACCAGUUUUACCUCUCUCCACAGCAGCAACAACCACAAUUUACUCAGUUUCAGCAGCAGCAGCAGCAGCAGCAGUUUAACCAACAGCAACAACAAUUUCAACAGCAGCAGCAAUAUCAGCAACAACAGCCCCAGCAACAACGUUUUAUUCAACAACAGCAACAACCGCAAGUGCAGCAACAGAACCAUCACCACCAAUCAUUGGCUUCACACUUUCAUCUCUUACAAUUGGCGGAGAACUUAGCUGAUGCUAUUGAGAAUGGAACUCGGGAUCAGCAUUCUGAUGCUUUGGUCACUGAAUUGAACACUCACUUUGACAAGUGUCAGCAGCUGUUGAAUUCCAUUUCAAGCUCAAUUAAUGCUAAAGCCAUGACAGUUGAGGGACAAAAGCGAAAGCUGGAGGAGAGUGAACAAUUGCUAAAUCAAAGGAGGGAGCUAAUCGGCAAGUACAGAAAUUCUGUUGAAGAGCUUCUCAAGUCUGAGCCAUGACUGCUUUUCCCCCUCGAGCACAGGUGAAUCAAAACAAACUGGCUAGCUUGAGACGAUUUGUCACAAUUUAAGUCUACAUAAUAGUGCAAAGAUAUAUCCGAGUUUGGAGCUUGUUAGAGAUGUGAAUUUGCACACCACCUGAAAUUGGCACGCUGAUUUGCAACAAGAAAGUUUUUGAUGGUUUCCUUGCAAAAGAAAAGUUGAUGAUGAAUCAUCGGUUUCAAUUACUCUUAAUUGCUUUUUAUGUCAUUUCUGGUUUCAAACUGCAAACAACUCAGUAACACUUGCUCUAGGAUUUUGUUGUUAUUCGAACUGUCCGUGCAUUAUGUACCAUAUAUUUGAACUGUCCGUGCAUUAUGUAGAUCUAUACAAAAUGAUCAUCAUUUGAAUAGUUUGUGUUGUGAAAAUCAAAUCAUCCUUUUUUUUUA
Messenger RNA from Populus nigra (black poplar), 1331 nucleotides. Its product is annotated as mediator of RNA polymerase II transcription subunit 9. The record is from RefSeq and is a predicted model, not a curated record. The transcript is spliced from 7 exons. Gene Ontology annotation, cellular component: mediator complex. Lineage: Eukaryota; Viridiplantae; Streptophyta; Magnoliopsida; Malpighiales; Salicaceae. The coding region runs from base 328 to 903 and encodes 191 amino acids.